Populus euphratica (Euphrates poplar) is the source of this 1750-nucleotide messenger RNA. RefSeq names its product solute carrier family 35 member F1-like. NCBI's taxonomy places the organism in Eukaryota, Viridiplantae, Streptophyta, Magnoliopsida, Malpighiales, Salicaceae. Bases 231 to 1358 code for a protein of 375 amino acids. Gene Ontology annotation, biological process: transmembrane transport. The transcript is spliced from 11 exons. Gene Ontology annotation, molecular function: transmembrane transporter activity. Gene Ontology annotation, cellular component: membrane. The record is from RefSeq and is a predicted model, not a curated record.
CAUCACCAUCACCAUCACCAACAGCGAAACAUUAUAUGCUUUGGCCUGUCCAUCAUCAAAAAGAUCAGAACUGAAGAGGGUUCUUGUUCUUUUGCUAAUGCAAUCCCUUUGAACAGAAAAGAGUUGGGUUUUUUUUUUAUUAUUAUUCUUGAACCACCCAACUGGUUCUUGGAAAUUCCUUGUAGAUUGUUUUGCGUUUGUGUUAACAGAAGAUUGGCAAGAGUGAGAAAAUGUUGAGCUUUAAGGAGUUUUGGACGAAGAAAACAUUGGUGGCUCUUGGGUUGGGACAGUUUCUCUCUCUCCUCAUUACUUCUACUGGAUUUUCAUCCUCUGAACUUGCUAGAAGAGGAAUUAAUGCACCAACUUCUCAGUCGUUUCUAAACUACGUCUUCUUGGCCAUUGUUUAUGGAAGUAUUAUGCUUUAUCGGAAGCAAGCACUUAAGGCAAAAUGGUACUACUAUGCUAUUCUUUCAUUGGUCGAUGUAGAGGCCAAUUUUCUUGUGGUGAAGGCCUAUCAAUACACAUCGAUCACGAGUGUCAUGCUGCUGGACUGUUGGUCAAUCCCUUCUGUUAUGGUUCUUACAUGGUUUUUCUUGAGCACAAAGUACAGGUUCAAGAAAAUAGCUGGAGUAGUAGUUUGUGUUGCAGGCCUUGUUAUGGUUGUUUUUUCAGAUGUUCACACUGGUGAUCGAUCAGGUGGGAGCAACCCUCGUAAAGGAGAUGCUCUUGUUAUUGCUGGGGCAACGCUGUAUGCUAUCAGUAAUGUCAGUGAGGAGUUUCUUGUAAAAAAUGCUGAUAGAGUUGAGCUCAUGUCGCUUCUGGGCUUUUUUGGUGCCAUAAUCAGUGCCAUUCAAAUAAGUAUUCUGGAGCGCAACGAAGUUAAAGCCAUUCACUGGUCAGCUGGGGCAGCUCUUCCGUUUUUUGGAUUUUCAGUGGCAAUGUUUCUGUUCUACUCUUUAGUCCCGAUCUUGCUUAAGAUUAGUGGUUCCACGAUGCUCAACUUGUCUUUGCUGACAUCAGACAUGUGGGCUGUUGUGAUUCGCAUCUUUGCUUAUCAUGAGAAGGUUGAUUGGAUGUACUUUGUCGCCUUCGCUGCUGUUGCUGUUGGGUUGAUCGUUUAUUCUGGGGGUGACAAGGAAGAGGAUCAACACCAUGCUGAUGCUGGUGAUGAAGAUGUGGAAAGAAGUAAACAUUUCGACGAGGAGGCUUGUUCUGGAAACCGCGGUCAAAAAACCAUCCCUGGGAGCUCAAAAACCAGGGAUAGUAGUAAGCCUGAUAUUGCUAGCACCAGCAUUGCAGAUGAGCAAGACAUUGAGAGCAAGAAUGUGGGAAAAGAUGUGUGGGGGAAGAAGUCAUAAUAAGGCACUAGACGCAGAUAAAACUCGAAAAACGAGCACAUGGGAAAAGUCUCAGGAGCUAAAAAUCGUAAUGCAGGAUCUGCUUUCAGGGAUUAGAAAGAGCGCACGUAUCACUGCUGCUCCAACAAACUAUAGGUGUCAGCUAAGUUGGGGGUAAUGGUUAGCAGAAAAGUAGGGGGGGUCAAUAAUCACCAAUUUGCAGCUUGAAGUAAUUUUUUAUGCAUAAUUGCAGUCCUUAUUUUCGUAACUUUUUACGUUGUAUUACACGUUGUUGCCUUACUCAUAUCAUCGGUCAAAAUCUAAAGUAUAUUCUUAACCUCUCUUAAUGUUUAGAAUGUUUUGGGAUUUGUUUCACCAACUUGACAAGUGGUUUCAUGUCAGAAAACUUUUUA